AUGAGUGUCACUUUGCAUCCCGCUUCCCACACCACUUUUCACGACUUGAAUGCAAUGGAAGAAGAAAUUAAGGAUUUGUUGAUGGAAGAGAAGGAAAUAUUAAGUGAAAUCCAAACCUCCAAUGUUUUGAAGGACAUGACACUUAACAUGAAGAUGAAAUUUAAAAAGUAUUGGGGUGACCUUCAUAAAUUGAACCAAAUUUUGAUGGUUGCGCUUGUUCUUGAUCCUCGAUACAAAUUGGGGAACUUGGAGUUUAUCUUGAAGAUCUAG
Messenger RNA from Prunus armeniaca (apricot), 270 nucleotides. NCBI's taxonomy places the organism in Eukaryota, Viridiplantae, Streptophyta, Magnoliopsida, Rosales, Rosaceae. The record is from the annotation of a GenBank genome assembly.